Molecule: messenger RNA, 3009 nt
Organism: Mizuhopecten yessoensis (Yesso scallop)
Lineage: Eukaryota; Metazoa; Mollusca; Bivalvia; Pectinida; Pectinidae
Product: F-box only protein 30-like
Exons: 4
Coding region: 27-2168 (713 amino acids)
Molecular function (GO): zinc ion binding; protein binding; ubiquitin protein ligase activity
Source: RefSeq, a predicted model, not a curated record
UCAAAAGUUACUGGAAGUGGGUGCUUAUGCCGAUAGAGGGAAGAUCUGGAAGAGAUACGUCCAAAAUGUCCUUUAUGUCUGGGCGUUUAGUGAAGUCUGGCCUAGAGAAGACAUGUCCAGUAGCUUUCAGUUUGUCUAUCCUGCACGCUCAUUGUGAAGGAUGUCAUGAUCGCUACUGUACUAUCUCCCCUGAUGACAGCAGCAGCUGUGGGGUCAUCGAGUGCAGCCAGUCAUGUGGACAGCGACUACAUGGUUGUAAAAUAGAGGACCACAAGAAUGUUUGUCCUCUUGAGAAGGUCCCCUGUUCAAAUCACAUGUAUGGCUGUCCGCUGGAGAUGGCAAGAAAUAAAAUAAAUGCCCACAUUCGUGUUUGUCCGGCCAGUGUGGUUCGCUGUGUGAUUGAGUGGAAUCGCUGGCCUAUGCAUUCUGCAGAAGAAAACAUCAAGGCCCCUCUACCCUUGGACAAUCCGCAUGUGAGAUGUGGUCAGCUAGACGUAGCACUGGCCCUUAGGGAUCAGAGGAUGCUGAUGGAGUCCAUGAAGGCACCUCAAAGGGUCAGAAAGGUUCUCCAGAACACAAUAACCCAGCGAUACCCAGGGGUCCCAUUUGAGAAUCGUAGUGGGUCGGUAGACUCCGACUGUCCGUCAGAAACAGCCUCUGUGACAGUGUCGGAUGAUGAGUUAGACACUCCAUGGGAAAGUACAAGGUUUCCUCCUGGCCUAAAGAUGAGUGUUUGUUCUAAACUGUAUCGUGCAACAAAACAUGCAUCAGACAAUCUAGUGGUGGCCUCAAAUUCAUUGUCCAAUUACAAGGCAGGACAGAAGCAAGAGCACCUUUCAGAGAUCAGAGAGGAACAUGAUGUCAAACCAGAUAAUGAUAUUGAAGCGAAAAUCAAAGCAAAACUGGAAUCAUUGUCUAUAGCAUGUUCUAAAUCGGAUGACAAGCCAUCAGCGACAGAUUAUCAGGUAAAGGAUGACAUCCCCAGUAGUGAUACAUACGACAACUCCUGCUCAAAAGGGAGUGAUUUUAAAUGUAAUACAGGGUCUCUGGACGCGGUCAAUAGUGGUCAGUCUGAUGGUGAUGAUCAGCUGGGGGUCACAGAUGUCCAGAUAGAGGAAGUGUACAAGAAAGAUGUCAAACUUCACGAAAUGUUAGGUGUGAGUCUCAAUAUUGAAUGCAUAUCAAAGUAUAUCGCCAAGCACCCAAAGAUGUACACCUUUCUCUGUGCUCAGGACUUCCGACGGGAAGAAUACAUAUGGCACUUCAAAAAUGUCCACAAUGACAUCCAGUGUGGAUUGAAUGGUGUAGUGGAACAACGGUGUCCACUAGCCUACCUCGGUUGUACAUAUUCUUACCAGAGGCUUGUCCCAGCAGAGCCGAGGGGUCAUAUUGUGCAUAGCUCUCUGCUCGAGAGCUUCGGUCUGCUCACUUGUGUGGAUGAGGACAACACGGGGGAAGACAAUGAUGUCUCUAAAACAGUGUCAAGCCCUGACUGUCUCCAAACUCAAGCAGACUCAAACAAUCAAGUGAUGGAUAUGUGUGCUGAAAUUCCCAGGCAGCGACUACGGGAAGCCACACCAGAAAUUGUUACAUCUCACAAAUUUGAUUCAAGAAUAAAAGUGUAUCCACGAUUCCGUAAUCCUUCAGGGGGAUAUGACUGUGUGACUGCAGCACAGAAAGUCAAUGAGGAGUUAUCUCUCUUGCUUUUUUUACCCAUGGAAGUGUUGAUACACCUGGUGGCCUUUCUGGACAGUUUCAGCCUGUGUAACCUGUCUCUCACCUGUAAACUCCUCCGCAACGUCACUUGUUCCCUCCUUGUCAAUAAGGGCAUGGUGACCCCUGUCUGGGAAAAGGUCAAGAAUGGAUCAAAGUUCAAUUGGAAGCUUUCAUCCAAGAAAUGGUGUUUCAGUACAGGGUUCACUCCUGUACGAAAGUGGCGUUACAACAACACAAGUCCACUGUCCGAACAUCUGAAGACGUGUGCGUACAAUCGCCCGGAGGAUAAGAUCAUUCCCAAGGACAUAUGGACAUACACCUCCACUACCGGGCAUGACAGUACUAGUGCUGACGCCCCCAUUAUAAGUACCCUUCAACAGCUGAAGCAUAUGCGUACAGAGGUCAACCGUUACGACAAUUUCUUGGCUGACGUACACAUCUCCAAGGCAUGACCAUGUGAAAUCUGCGAGUGGGAUAGUAACUAUGAUCAACGGUGCUGUAUUUCUCUAGUGGACUGCUAUUGUAUGUAAAAAAUCGAAAAAUGGCCUGUAUCAUAAAUUAGAAAGUACUAAAUAUAAGCUGCGUGGAAUUUGGAAAUAUUUGAACCAAGAAUGAAGACAUACUAAAAUAUCUAAUAAAAGCCUUUUACUGAAAUUAAUAUGAUCCCAUAGAAUUUUGGAAUGUUUCAAACGAUAAGUCAUAUAUAUAAAAGGGCAUGGAAUUUUUAAAAUCAGCUAGCUUUUAUUAGAACAAGAUUAUUCAUUCUUAGAACUGAUUUAUUCUUAUUUGGCAUGGUUUUCCUUUAGAUCUGACUGAUAUAAAAGCUCCAUACAAAUAAUCACAGAACAUAUUUUAUUAUACACUAUUAAUGUUCUGAUAUGUGACCAUUAGGUUGUAGAGAAUGUCUUAUUUAUUCAAGAUGUCUGUGAUGAUUUUAGCACACAAGAAUGAAAAUUGAGUGUGCUAUAUGGCAUAAGGAUUUAUAAUUAAGAGGAGAAAAUGGUGUUCUAGAGUUAUUUUUAAGUAUAAAGACAAAGUAGUGUCUGAGGAGGAUGUUACAGAGAAUAUACAUUUUUUGGAUAACUCACAAAAUGAUUCAUCAAUUCUAUCAAAAAAUGACAAUUGGGCAUGAGGGAAAAAUGUUCUUAAACACAUAAAAGUUUUUAACAAACUGAAAAAGCUCUGACCUUCUGGACUUUUAACACUUGACCCAUUUUUACAAACCUGAGAAAAAACUGCUAAUAAUAGAAAAAAAACAUAAUAUCAGUUGAAAUUCAUUCAUUUGAAGUUGUA